AUGGCCGACGCAGAGCCGCGCAAGCGUUCGCGCUUUGAUCAGAAGGAGCCGGAGCCCAAGAGAGCUUCGCGAUUCGACCGCCGCUCGCGCUCCCCUCCGAACCGAACCUCAGAGACGAGAGAGCGCAGUCCGCUAGGCAACAGCGAGAGCGCCGCCGACCCAGCCGCAGCCGCUGCUGCGGCCGCCGCGAAAAUCAACGCGCAGCUCCAGGCCCGCAAGGGCAUCCAACACGUCGACGUUCCGCCCAUCCAAGGCGCCGUGCACAAUGGCACCCCCGAGGCCAGCUCGACGGCUCCCGAAGCAGGCAAAGGCGCGCCUGGUGCGCCCGGCGAGAUGUAUGUGUCGGACGGCGACUACAUACAGGACAUCGAGGUCAACGACUUGCGAAACCGCUACAUGCUCAUGAAGGCUCAGACGCAGCAAUCGAUUCAAAAAGAUACCGGAGCUGAUCUUACCGUUCGGGGCAAAUACUAUCCUAACAAGAGUAUGGCUACUGCUGCUGAACCUCCUCUCUACCUUCACAUUACCGCCAGAACAAAAGAAGUUCUAGAAGCUGCCGUUGCCAAGGUCAAUGAGCUGAUUGAGCAGGAGCUUCCCCAGCUUGUCGAUGAGCGCCGAUUCAAGCGCCGCGACAGGGAACCGGAGGCCGAGGAAACUGGUCGACGCAAUAAAUGGCCCGAAGAGAGCAUUCCCGUUGGUCUGGAGCCGGUCCCCGGCUUCAACCUUCGAGCCCAAAUAGUGGGUGCGGGCGGCUCUUAUGUUAAACACAUCCAGCAAGAAACAGGAUGCCGUGUUCAGAUCAAAGGUCGCGGUUCAGGAUACAUUGAACGAGACACUAACCAGGAGAGUGACGAUGAAAUGUUUCUCCACGUUGCCGGCCCUGAUUUGGCCAUGGUAGAAAAGGCCAAAGAACUCUGCCAAGACUUGAUCGAAAACGUCCGUGAGCAGUACGAAGAGUUCAGGAGCCGUCCGCCACGCCAACACGGCGACCGCGGCGGCUACGGCGGCGGCGACCGUGGCUACGGCGGCGACCGACGAGGCGGCUACAAUGACCGCGGCGGCGACCACUACAGCGGCCGUGGCGGCGGCGGUGGUGACUCGUACUCGAGCUAUGGCAGACAAGGCUCGGAUAGCGGCUCUAGAACCGCCGCUGCCGGCUCGGAUAGCCCGGCCAAUGCUGACUAUAACGCGCAGUAUGCGCAAUACUACGCUCAGGCGGCUGCUAACGGUCAAGAUCCAUACGCCGCGUACGGCGGCUACGCCAACUACGUCGCCAUAUACCAGCAGUACUACGCUCAGUAUCAACAAGGCCAAGCCGGCGCUGCUCAAUCGCCAGGACAGGCUCCUGGUGCGUCGGCAUCACCCCCGCCACCCCCAAGUGACUCGGCGCCUCCGCCGCCUCCUCCUUCGGAUUCUGCCCCUCCACCGCCGCCUGGCGCUUCCGGUGGCUACAGUGCUGUUCCUCCUCCACCUGGUCUGUAA
Messenger RNA from Akanthomyces muscarius, 1482 nucleotides. RefSeq lists its product as uncharacterized. The coding region runs from base 1 to 1482 and encodes 493 amino acids. Gene Ontology annotation, molecular function: RNA binding. The transcript is spliced from 9 exons. Gene Ontology annotation, cellular component: nucleus. Lineage: Eukaryota; Fungi; Ascomycota; Sordariomycetes; Hypocreales; Cordycipitaceae. The record is from RefSeq and is a predicted model, not a curated record.